AGUUGCUAAUUUGAUGAUUAAAAGGUAAUAUAUUGGCAUCAUUUUAACAUCAUUUAUUGUUUCAUCAAGGUAUUUUUCUAUUAUCAAUCUUCUGUUUUUGCUUGAUGAUGCCUACCGUUCCUAAUUUUCUAUUCCUCCUCCUUGUAGCGCCAUUCUUAUCAAUUAUGGUUCUUCAUCAAGCCUUCAAAAGCGUCGCCUCAUCAGUAGUAAAGAUAGCCACGAGGUGUCAAAUUCAAAAUUCAACUUUGAAUGUGGAUGGAAUUAAGUUUUCAGUUGAGUUAUUUUGUCUUAUGAUCGUUUGUGAUUAAAUUUUACAGUUAAUGAAUAUAAGCCACGGAUGUUAAUAACAUCCUUCAACAUCCGUGACACAAUUAUUUUUUUCUAGUUCUCUAUUCCAUUCUUGAAUCCUUUCACCAUGAAGAUUUUUCAUCGAGAACUCGAGAAGAACAGGAGUGGCCAUUUUGUGCUGAUGGCGGACGAAGGGGAGGACAUGUGGCACGUGUACAACAUCAUCAGUCCCGGGGACGAGCUCAAAGCCACGACGUUCAGGAAGGUGCAGCAGGAGACCGCCACGGGCAGCACGAACAACGCGCGCCGCGUCAAGACCACCAUCAGGCUGCAGGUUGAGACCACCGACUUCGACGCCUCCGCCUGCAAGCUCAGAGUGAAAGGUCGCAAUGUACAAGAGAGCGAUUUCAUCAAGAUGGGAGGCUACCACACGCUGGACGUUGAGCCCAACAGGAAGUUCACCGUCUACAAGAACGAGUGGGACUCCAUCACCAUAGAGAGGAUAGAGAACGCCUGCGACCCAACUAAGCAUGCGGAGCUGGCCGCCAUCACGAUCCAGGAAGGUCUCGCCUACGUCUGUCUCAUCACAUCAGCUAUGACCGUCGAGCGUUCCAAAAUAGACGUCAAUAUUCCAAAAAAAGGAAAAGCAGACGACAGUCAGCGUAAAAAGAAUUUCCUCAAAUUUUACGAGCAAAUUGCAGCAUCAGUUUACCGCCACCUCAAUUUUGAAGUUUUGAAAGCCGUGCUCGUGGCCUCGCCGGGCUUCUUGAGAGAAGAAUUCCUCAACUACUUAAUGAAGGAUGCCACUGAAAAAGGCAAUAAACAAAUAUUGGAGAAUAGGAGUAAGUUUGUGUUGGUGCACUCAAGCAACGGCUUCAAGCACGCUAUACGGGAGGCCCUGCAAGACCCAGCGGUGGCGCAGAGGCUCUCUGACGUGAAAGCCGCUGGAGAGACAAGACUCCUGCAGCAGUUCCUGUGCCUGCUGGGGUCGACGCCAGACCGAGCCUACUACGGCUACAAGCACGUCAAGCGCGCCGCCAACAACCAGGCCGUCGAGGCACUUCUCGUCUCAGAUACGCUGUUCAGGUCUGUUGACAACGCUGAGCGCCGCCGAUACAUCGCCCUUGUCGAGCAAGUUAAAAACAACGGGGGAGAUGUCAAGAUAUUUUCCUCUCUACACGUCACCGGAGAACAAUUGGAUCAGAUAACUGGCGUCGCGGCGGUUUUGCGUUUUUCGAUGCCAGAAAUCGAAGAAGAUGAUCGUGGCGAAGAUGAUCCGUAAAUGUAAUGGAGUUAAUUCUAAUAAAUUAUUACGCAGCCGUUA
Molecule: messenger RNA, 1612 nt
Organism: Hyalella azteca
Lineage: Eukaryota; Metazoa; Arthropoda; Malacostraca; Amphipoda; Hyalellidae
Gene: pelo
Product: protein pelota
Exons: 9
Coding region: 416-1570 (384 amino acids)
Biological process (GO): nuclear-transcribed mRNA catabolic process, no-go decay; RNA surveillance; ribosome disassembly
Cellular component (GO): cytoplasm
Source: RefSeq, a predicted model, not a curated record